CGUCUGCGUCUCCUGACUCGAGACCCUGGGUUUGGAGUGGGAAGUGAGGUGUGAUAAGCGGGUCGCUUUCUGAUGAAUUCACUGGCUGUGGAAUUGGAACCGGAGGGCAGUCUCGCCUCCAGAGCCUGGUACUCGUGCCUCCUGUCCCCUCUUCUCUUGUGCUCCGACGGUUCGAGAGAUUUAUCUGCCACGCGUACACAUCCUGAGAACAGGAGUUGAAUUAGUUCUCAAUAAUGGGAAGAACCUACAUUGUAGAAGAGACUGUUGGCCAGUAUCUUUCAAAUAUCAGUCUCCAAGGAAAAGCUUUUGUCUCUGGUCUUUUGAUAGGACAGUGUUCUUCACAAAAGGAUUAUGUGAUUCUUGCCACUAGAACACCACCCAAAGAAGAGCAAGAUGAGAACCUCAAACAUCCCAAAGCUAAGUUGGAUAAUUUGGAUGAAGAAUGGGCCACAGAACAUGCCAACCAGGUAUCCAGAAUGCUACCAGGAGGACUUUUAGUUCUUGGAGUAUUUAUUAUUACAACUUUGGAACUGGCAAAUGAUUUUCAGAAUGCCCUGCGCAGACUAAUAUUUGCUAUGGAAAAAUCUAUGAAUAGAAAAAGACUGUGGAAUUUCAAAGAGGAUGAAGUCUCAGAACGAGUGAUACUUCACAUUUGCUCAUCUACUAAAAAAAUAUCUUGUCGAACUUAUGAUGUCCACGACCCAAAGAGUUCAGCAAGACCAGCCGAUUGGAAGUAUCAAAGUGGACUGUCUACUUCAUGGCUUUCUCUAGAGUGUACUAUUCACAUUGAUAUUCACAUUCCACUUUCUUCUACUUCUGUCAACUAUACUCUGGAAAAAAAUACAAAGAAUGGACUUAUACGCUGGGCCAAGCAAAUAGAAAAUGGUGUUUAUUCGAUUAAUGGACAAGUUAAAGAUGAAGAUUGUGAUCUAUUAGAAGGACAAAAAAAAUCUUUGAGAGGAAAUACUCAAGCAACUAGUCAUUCUUUUAAUGUGCAAGUGCUAACACAGUUGCUUCUGAAUUCAGACCACAGAUCUACAGCCACAGUUCAGAUCUGCAGUGGUUCUGUAAACCUUAAGGGUUCUGUGAAAUGCAGAGCUUAUAUUCACAGCAACAAGCCCAAGGUUAAAGACGCCGUGCAGGCAGUGAAGAGAGAUAUAUUGAACACAGUUGCUGAUCGUUGUGAAAUACUGUUUGAGGACCUGCUUUUGAAUGAAAUCCCGGAAAAAAAAGAUUCUGAGAAAGAGUUCUACAUUCUCCCUUACCGAGUUUUUGUCCCCGUUCCUGGAUCCACUGUAAAAUUAUGCGAUUAUAAAUUUGGUGAUGAAUCUCCUGAAGAAAUCAAAGACCAUUUUAUAGAGAUGUUAGAUCAUGUGAUUCAGAUAGAAGAUUUGGAAAUUGCAGAGGAAAUAAACACAGCUUAUAUGAGUUCCUCUAUGAAUAAUGAAGCUUCCUUGGAAAACAAAGAUGAUAAACAGCUAGAGCAACCAAUUAAAACUACAAUAGUAUUGAAAAUUCGGCAAAACAUAGGUGUGAUUGCAGCAUUUGCAGUUGCAGUCCUUGCCGCGGGUAUCUCCUUUCAUUACUUCAGUGAUUAGGGUGAGGCACAAAGAGCUUCCUGAUCAUCCAGAGAACACUGAUCAACAACUAUGAACAAUAAAGAUACAAACAGUCCAUCUAUAGUCCAGAUACUAGCAGUCAGAUUUUCUACCACAAUGCCUAUUAGAUGUGUUCAUUUCUGACUAAUGUGAAUUCACCAGCUGCCUUGUUCAGCAUCUGAACAAUAUAAGCAUAUAUUAUAGGCAGCUCAGGUUUCCAAAAAUAAAGUUAUGCAUCUAGAUGAGAGUUGCAUGAAGCAAACCAUUAUCUAUUUCUGAAAAGGUUCAAAAUGUGGGAUAUUAACAGAUUUUAGUCCUGUUGAACUAGAUCAUGUAUUGAUGAGGACAUUAAAAAUGUAAACAGUAUUGACUCCAGUAGCUUUCUACUAGGCCAGCAGGAGAAAUUUCUCUCAAAUGUGAUUCACAUCUCUUUCCUUCCUCCUGGUUUUAGGCAGAAUGCUUAUAACAAUACUGCUAGUGGUUUCUGGUAUCCAGGAAACCAAAACUCACUGGUAUUCACAAUUCCCAAGUAAAAAGGUGUUCAUUUUUGUGGAAGAGGAAAGAUUGAGGUGUGAUCUCCUGAAGAUUUUUUUCCUACUUCUUUUGAGCCUAUUCAAAAGCAGAUUUUAUUCAGGAUCUAAUUGUUUAUCUUCAAGGACCUUUCUGAUACAAGCUCAGGUGAUCAAGGGCUAAGGAAUCUUUCCAGAGAGGUUUGAAUCAAUAAGGAAUAACAAAUUAUGUGCUUUCUCAGGUUAGUGUAUCAUAACUUUCUUAAUAUAUUAAAUAGGACUUUGCUUCCAUCAGUAUAAUAGACUAGACACUAUCAAACAAUUAGAUGUGAAUCUGAGAUGCUGCCCUAGCCAGAACAGUUGAAAAUUAAAUAGCCGCCAGUUCACAGACCUCUGUAGCUUCUGGCAGAAACAAAGGUGAAGCACUUGUAAUUUAGGCCAAAGAUUCCCAUAGAUUAUGAUUGGCAAUAUCAUUUCAUGACUAGAAAUUAUGCCACAAGGUAAAACCAGGUAGCAUGAGAAAGAACCAAUGGAAAAAGUAAACAUUGAACUGAGUUCUCCAAAUGGAGAAGGAAACCACAAGGCACUUCUGAAAAAGAACCAAAUUAGGAGUAAGAAUGUGUUUGUUGAAGUAAGUAAAAAGAAACUCUGAUUUUGGAUUGUGCAGAGGGGCGUAAAGGGAAGGGUGGGGCAGUGGGGAUGAGAAGGAUGGCAGAACGAGACAGUCAUUAUUACCCUAUAUACUUGUACAAUCACACUGCUGAUGUGACUCAGCACCAUGUGCAGCCAGAGGACUGAGAAUGUCAAGGUGCAUCCUACUGUCAUGUGUAACUAAUUUAGAACAAAUUAUAAAAAUGUAAAAAAAAAGAAAAAGACAAAGGAAACUCUCAGGUAUGUUGAGUAUUGUAGUAGACUCAGCUGAAAGCUCAAUCUAAAGAUGUCACCAAGGAGGCAGCAAUGCAAAUUAAAGGAGCUAGAAAAUAUUAGUUAAGAGAGAUAGAGGGAAGAACUGUUAAGGACUAGGAGGAGAAAAUAGAAUGGAAAAGAGGCAAUAUUUGAAAAGUUGACAGACUUUCCACAUUUUUUGGAAAAUGUGAAUUCACAAAUUCAGAAAGCACAAUAUAUCCCAAAUAUAUAUUUAAACCAAAUCCAUGGCUAGACCUAAUGUAGUGAACUGCAUGAUAUCAAAUAUAGGAUUUCAAAAGCAGCUAGAGACACUAUAAAGAUCUUCAGUGAAUACAAGACAAUCAGAUAUUUAGUAGGCUUCCUGAUAGCAACAGUAUGCCCAGUAUACCCAAAAGGUGGUAGAAUAAUGUUCCAAAUCCGAGAAAAACUAUCAGCUUAGAAUUAGCAUGAUGCAAAAUUGACUGUCAACAGAUCUUCAUUUAAAACUGCAGCAGGAUGAUCUUCAACAGGGAAAAUUUCUCCAAAAGGAUGAUCUGGAAUUGAAGAACCAGUAAGCAAAUAGAAUAAUAAAUAUAUGUAAAUGUGAAGCAUUGUUUGUAUAAAACAAUCAUAAAGGAAGGAGCAUUUAUAAAAAGCUGUAAACAAAUAUAAUUGUAAAUAAAUAUUAUUAUAAAACAUUAAUGACGUGGAAUUUUCAAAUAAGAAUAUAAUUGGAAAGCUGCAUAGUAGCACUAAGAUGGGAA
Molecule: messenger RNA, 3756 nt
Organism: Sciurus carolinensis (gray squirrel)
Lineage: Eukaryota; Metazoa; Chordata; Mammalia; Rodentia; Sciuridae
Gene: Odr4
Product: odr-4 GPCR localization factor homolog
Exons: 14
Coding region: 234-1598 (454 amino acids)
Biological process (GO): intracellular protein localization
Cellular component (GO): endomembrane system
Source: RefSeq, a predicted model, not a curated record